This is a messenger RNA of Electrophorus electricus (electric eel), 1314 nucleotides long. It is a transcript of the gene rec114, whose product is annotated as REC114 meiotic recombination protein. Lineage: Eukaryota; Metazoa; Chordata; Actinopteri; Gymnotiformes; Gymnotidae. The record is from RefSeq and is a predicted model, not a curated record.
UAGUCGUUUUUACGUUCUGCUGAGAAAGAACCAAAGACAGCAAACAUUUGUGUAGAUAGCUGUCUUGUUAGUUAACCUAGCUAGUUAGUUAUGUCUCAAAAAAAGACAAUAGCUAAAGCUAUUUGGACUUUAAAACGCUAUGGACGUUUUUUACCAAGAGCAAAAGACAGCGGAGGCACCUCUUCUUGGAAGGUGUUCGAGUCCAGUGAAAGCACAGGCAAGUUGGAACUGAUGAUACUGGAAUCUGGUCAUCUGCUUGUCUCACAGGCUCAGGAACUGCUGGAGGGGUUCUCUCUUCUCAAUGCUAGGAGUUUUCUAAAGAUCCAUCAGAAAUCUGACAGUCUGCUUUUCCACAUGACAUCGAAGGGUGAGAGCCGUAUGAUGAGACUGCAGUUUGAUGGCAGUAACAGGUCUGAAGCAGUAGAUUUAUGUAGGAAGGCUGUGGAGAGACUUCAGGAAUAUCUCCCUAUAGGCACAGAAGAGCAGCCUGCCCCUCCCCCUUCAACUCAAACCACUGAAACUGUACCAUGUGACCAUCAAAAGCAGGCUCCUAUAGAUGCACCACAGGCUGUCCCAGACGUUACCCAGGAAUCUGUGACCAUUAAGCAUCUUUCUCAGCAUUUCCUGGGCCUACAUGGGCUGUCCCUGCCCUUGGCGUAUCGUCAUUGUACUGUGCCCCCUAGUACUAUGGAGGCGCUGUUGCGCCUGUGUCUGCUUGACUCUGGCUUCCCUGCCUUUGUAGAAGAGGUGGAAAACAAGUUGAAGGAGCUGAUCCAGGAGUGAGAAACGGCCAGGAGCUCCUUUUCUCCUUGGAUACUUUCAUACGGUCGAGAUGUGCAGUCUUCUAUGGAGCAGGAAGCAAGAACAACACAUUGGAGCAGGGGAAACAAGAACACUGCACAUUAGCUUGUUGCUCUUUUUCUUUUGUGCAUCUUUUGAAUUCCAGGUAUGUUGAGGCCAACAGUGAUAGUCAUAUAAAGCUAUGGUGUGGUUCAGGUCAUAGUUCCCUGUUGGCAUAUAUAUAUAUAUAUGAAGUUAUAGGCAGCAGACUGUUCAUUUUGUCAGGUUUGGAAUGUAUGCUUGUGUCUCUCAACAUAUCACAUGCAUCUGUCUAGGCCCUUUUCUAUAUGUACUGUAUGAUAGUUCAUUAAUUCAUUGCUGACUAAUAUAGCCAAUUUAUGGCAUUGUUAGAGAAAGAUGGUAUAGCAGUUUGCAGCCCCAUGUGACCUCACCAUUGGGACCAGUGAAGUUCCCUGUGAAGUCUGCUAAAUGAAAUCUGUUGAUGUCCUACAGCACUAGCAGUAAUGCAGUAAU